Molecule: messenger RNA, 3706 nt
Organism: Paramormyrops kingsleyae
Lineage: Eukaryota; Metazoa; Chordata; Actinopteri; Osteoglossiformes; Mormyridae
Gene: dsg2.1
Product: desmoglein 2, tandem duplicate 1
Biological process (GO): homophilic cell-cell adhesion
Cellular component (GO): plasma membrane; desmosome
Molecular function (GO): calcium ion binding
Source: RefSeq, a predicted model, not a curated record
UUAAAUUAUGUAGUUGGCUUUUGCGCAUGUUAUACACUGGAGGUAACACACCUUUGAGGAAUAUCUGGCGUUUUCACCUCGUUGCACCUUAGAGAGACACAUUCACGGGUCACUGAACUACAGUGACUGGAUGAAAUGGGACGGAUUCUCUCGCUUGCCGCCGGAUUCCUGUUUCUAUCAUUUUUUGCGGUUUCCAAAAUUGAGGUAGAUGCGCAUCUGCAAAGACAGAAAAGAGAAUGGAUAAUCCCCGCCCAAAAGCUGGAAGAAAAUGUGGACUAUACGAACAGGGAGUACAUUGCCAGGAUUCGAUCUGAUGAGGAAUUUACUUCAUCUGUGAAAUACUCUUUGAGAGGAAAGGGGGCCACUGAAGACCCAGUGAAUUUGUUUAUUGUUCACCCAGAUACCGGUAAUGUUCGGAUCACGGGCAUUCUGGACCGAGAAAAAAUUCCUGAAUAUAAUCUUCAGGGAGUUGCACAGUAUAAAAACGGAGAUUAUGCAGAAAAUAAUCUCAACCUGCGUAUUCAGGUUGUGGAUCAAAAUGACUGCCAUCCUACAUUUGGCAAAAUGGAGCCUGGCGCUAUCAAUGAAUCAAGUCCAACAGGUACUUACAUAAUGGCAGUAACAGCCACAGAUGACGAUGAGCCUGGGAAUCCAAAUUCGCAAAUUAAGUAUAGCAUUUUGAACCAGUCACCAGGAGAGGGUAUGUUCUUCAUGAAAGAUGAUGGGAAGCUUUAUGUUCAAAAUCCUAUGGACAGAGAGACGCAAGAUAAAUAUGUGCUGACUGUCAAAGGUACAGAUCUCAACGGUGCAGUGAAUGGACUCACUGGAACAGGGACUGUCGUGGUUAACAUCCUUGACAUCAAUGACAACCUUCCUACGUUGGAGAAGGACAGUUAUCAAGGAAGCAUAGAUGAAAAUACGGCCAAUAUGGAGGUGAUGAGAUUUAAAGCAUUUGAUAAAGAUUUAGAAAAUACAGACAACUGGUUGGCCCAAUUUGAAAUCAUUUCUGGCAAUGAAGCUGGGUACUUCCACAUCGAGACUGAUCCUAAGACCAACGAAGGAGUUUUAACACUGGUUAAGCCUGUCGAUUAUGAAGAACUCAAAGAUUUGGACCUCAAAUUGGCUGUGACGAACAAGGCCCCAUAUGUCACCUCAGGGGAUUGGACAAGCGCCGGAGGAGGCGGGGGAGGUGCUGGAGGAGGCGGGGGAGGUGCUGGAGGGGGUGCCGGGGGAGGUGCCGGGGGAGGUGCCGGAGGAGGUGCCGGGGGAGGUGCCGGGGGAGGUGGGAUAGGUGCUGGGGGCUUUCCGGGAAGUGGUCCAGGUGUACCCGGAGGUGGCACAACGUUUAUGAAGACCUACCCGGUGAAGAUCAAUGUGAAGAACCAGCCAGAGGGCCCCAUGUUUUCCCCCAAAGUAAAAGCCUUCCCCGUCUCUGAGGACAAAACAACGUUUGACUCCAAGAAAGUGAUUGGACAUUAUCCAGCUCUUGAUUCAGACACACGAAAACCAGCAGAAAACGUGAGGUACGCCAAAGGGUCUGAUCCUGACAACUGGCUUACAAUUGAUGAAAAAACGGGUGACAUCCGACUCAACAAAGCCCCAGAUCGGGAGUCUAAAUACCUAGUCAAUGGAACAUACUAUGCAAAAGUACUCUGCAUGUCACAAGAUAUGCCAUCCAAAACUGCUACAGGUACCAUUGCCAUCCAAGUGGAGGACUUCAAUGACCACUGUCCUAAGCUCAUAAGUCAUGAACAGUCAGUGUGCACAGAAGAUGGCGUCGUAUUUGCCACAGCUGAAGAUCAAGAUGCUGCCCCUAAUGGAGCCCCUUUUGAAUUCAGUAUUGUACCCGAUGGCACCACAGGAGAGUGGACCUUGGAGAGAUAUAAUGACACUACAGUCAUCCUGAGAGCUGAGAAGAAUCUGUGGCCUGGUCCCUAUAAGGUGGUCCUUGACAUAAAAGACCAGCAAGGCCUCUCCUGUCCUGACGAUGAAGAACUGAAACUGGAAGCUUGCACCUGCACCGAUAAAAAGCUGUGUACCGCGGCGGGGAAGGACAAGAGGAGCUCCGCACUUGGACCGGCGGGGAUCGGGCUGCUCCUCCUUGGCCUCCUGAUGCUGCUGCUGAUACCCCUGCUGCUGCUGUUCUGUAACUGCGGGGCUGCUGGAGCCGGAGCGUUCGGCGGCAUGAGAGGGGGCUUCACUGAGAUGCCAUUUUCCACCAAAGAACACCUGAUUGUCUACCAUACUGAGGGCCAAGGCGAAGAUAAAGAAGUCCCACUUCUGAAUGCUCCAAUCGAAGUGGAUAAUGUCGUCAAAUCAAGUGCAGGUCCUACUCAAGCAGCAGGAAUAGCUGCCGGGCUCAUUUCAGGUUCCUCCGGAUUUAAGGCAGGGGGGCACAUGGACAUGGAUUACAUGGACCAAGACUUUGCAUUUAACUCACGAUACCGUGCUACUGAAACUGAAACAUAUGAAGGAAUUGCCCUCCCUGAUUUUUAUUUGGAAGAGUACUACUCAAAGAAAGCCAGUCUUGCUCUAGACAAAGAAGCCCUGGAUGAAAAAAUGCUGGUGUAUGACUGUGAAGGACAGGGAUCCUUGGCAGGCUCUGUUGGCUGCUGCAGCCUCCUGGAAACAGACAACGACCUUGAAUUUCUGAAUAAUCUGGGCCCCAAGUUCAAGACCUUGGCUGACAUCUGCAGAGGCCCUGAAAUGGAACCCAUAACGUUUGUCCCGCCACCAUUGCCGCCACCCAAGUUCGAGCCACCCCCAGUAACAGACGUGGUGAUGGACACUAUUACCAUGCCAAAGGUGAUUCAACCCACUGUCCGUGUGGAAAAACCAGUUGUUGAGACCAGUUACAUGGCUCCCACCCCUAACGUGACAGUCCGCGAGAACGUGGUGGUCCCCAAACCAACAUACGUCAUUCAACAGCCUGUGUACUACACCACAACCCCUGUGGUACCAACCACUCGGUAUGUCGUUGAUCCUCAGGUUCAUAACACUGUGCUGGUUGCGGAUAGACCCUCGAUUCCCAGCACGCAGACCAUGUAUUUGGUGAACAGUGUUCCUGCAGCUGAGAAUAUGGUGAUAACUGAGAAGAGAGUGGUGGCAGGACCUGUAGGUGGUGGGUUGGUAGAAGGUUCAGUUCCAGUGAUGCGAGAAGGUCUAGUGGGAGUAAAAGCAGGUGUUGGUAAUCUUUAUGGAUCGCAGAACCUAUUGGUCAUGGAGGGGCAGGGUGGGGGACCAGUACUUCAGCCUGGAACCCUGACAAGGAAGGAUCUGCCAGGGUCUCAGAACAUCCUGUUGGUGGAGGAAAAGGUUGGGCCUGGGCAGGUGCUUCAGGGAGGUGGUGCAUGGGUGCAACAAGGGUCUUUGGCGAGGGGGAAUAUUUCUGGACCCCAGAAUAUUCUCCUUGUGGAGAAACAGGGAGGUAGUGGACAGGUAGUACCAGGGGGUACAGCAACUUUGAUCCAAGGGUCUGGUGGAAACAUGACUUUUAGUGGUGGUUCCUUGACUGGUAUACCCAGCGUAACGAAAGUAAUCAGCAAGGAGAAGAAAAUUGUUUCAACCAAAGAUUGAACACAAAACAAGCCAGUUUUCCAUGGCAUUGUACUCCGAUUAUUGGUCACAGUAGUGAUUUAGAUAAUACAAGAACGUUUAAAUCUGUGGUGGCAAAACGUAACAGAUCAAGAAAAUGCAGAAUAAAUAU